CACCGGGCCCCCGGGCGGAGCGGCGGGCACCGGGCCCCCGGGCGGGGCGGCAGGCAUCGGGCCCCCAGGCGGGGCGACAGGCAUCGGGCCCCCAGGCGGGGCGACAGGCAUCGGGCCCCCAGGCGGGGCGACAGGCAUCGGGCCCCCAGGCGGGGCGACAGGCAUCGGGCCCCCAGGCGGGGCGACAGGCAUCGGGCCCCCAGGCGGAGCGGCGGGCGCCGGACCCCCAGGUGGAGUGACAGGUCUCGGGCCCCCAGGCGGAGCGACAGGUCUCGGGCCCUCAGGCGGAGCGACAGGUCUCGGGCCCUCAGGCGGAGCGGCGGGCGCCGGACCCCCAGAUGGAGCGACAGGUCUCGGGCCCUCAGGCGGAGCGGCGGCGCCGGACCCCCAGGUGGAGCGACAGGUCUCGGGCCCUCAGGCGGAGCGGCGGGCGCCGGACCCCCAGGCGGAGCGACAGGUCUCGGGCCCUCAGGCGGAGCGACAGGCGCCGGACCCCCAGGCAGAGCGGCGGGCGCCGAGUCAUCUGGCACGACAGUGGGCUCUGAGUCAACUGGCAUGACCGCUGGCACUGGGUCAGACAUUGGAUCGUCUGGCUGGACAGCGGCAUCGGGUCACCCGGCAUCAGGUCAUUUGGCUCGACCGCGGGCACCGCAUCAUCUGGCAAGGCAGUGGGCUCCGAGUCAACUGGUAUGACCGCUGGCACUGGGUCAGACAUUGGAUCGUCUGGCUGGACAGCGGGCAUCGGGUCACCAGGCAUCAGGUCAUUUGGCUCAACAGCGGGCACCGCGUCAUCUGGUAAGGCAGUGGGCUCCGAAUCAAC
Messenger RNA from Staurois parvus, 820 nucleotides. NCBI's taxonomy places the organism in Eukaryota, Metazoa, Chordata, Amphibia, Anura, Ranidae. The record is from the annotation of a GenBank genome assembly.